Dovyalis caffra is the source of this 1041-nucleotide messenger RNA. Lineage: Eukaryota; Viridiplantae; Streptophyta; Magnoliopsida; Malpighiales; Salicaceae. The record is from the annotation of a GenBank genome assembly.
AUGGCUGCCCCGCCUUCCCCUUCCCAGGGGGAGGAACCUGCAACAGCAGCAGAAGGAGGGCAGCUAAAAAGGGCGUUAUUAGAUGCGACAGCAGGUGCUAUUGCCGGUGGUAUUUCACGUACUGUUACAUCUCCUCUUGAUGUCAUCAAAAUCAGAUUCCAGGUUCAACUGGAGCCAACGUCUUCAUGGGCUUUGGUUCGCAGUAAUAUGGCUACACCAUCAAAGUACACAGGAAUGUUGCAAGCAACAAAGGAUAUAUUUAGAGAGGAAGGUUUACCGGGCUUUUGGCGUGGCAAUGUCCCAGCUUUACUCAUGGUUAUGCCAUACACUGCCAUUCAAUUUGCUGUGUUGCACAAAUUGAAAACAUUUGCUGCCAGGUCUUCUAAGACAGAGGAUCAUAUUAAGUUGAGUCCUUACCUCUCCUAUGUCAGUGGAGCAUUAGCAGGGUGUGCGGCUACAGUUGGUUCAUACCCAUUUGAUCUUCUAAGAACCGUAUUAGCUUCACAGGGUGAACCUAAGGUGUAUCCAACGAUGCGGUCAGCAUUUGUUGAUAUUAUUAGAACUCGUGGCUUCAGAGGCUUAUAUGCUGGAUUAUCGCCAACACUGGUUGAGAUUAUACCAUAUGCUGGCCUUCAGUUUGGCACCUACGAUACAUUUAAGCGCUGGACCAUGGCCUGGAACCAUCAUAGAUCGUCUACUACAAGCCCCAUAAGUACAAAUGAUAGCGCUUCCAGCUUUCAGCUUUUUCUCUGUGGGUUAGCGGCUGGCACGUGUGCCAAACUUGUCUGCCAUCCUCUUGAUGUGGUCAAGAAAAGGUUUCAGAUUGAAGGACUACAGAGGCACCCAAAAUAUGGUGCUCGAGUUGAGCAUCGUGCUUACACAAAUAUUUUUGAUGCUCUUCGCCGAAUUUUGCUGAUGGAGGGCUGGGCUGGGCUUUAUAAAGGCAUCAUCCCAUCCACUGUCAAGGCUGCACCAGCUGGUGCUGUAACAUUUGUAUCUUAUGAACUUACAUCAGACUGGCUGGAGUCUAUCAUGACUUGA